Molecule: messenger RNA, 640 nt
Organism: Centruroides sculpturatus (bark scorpion)
Lineage: Eukaryota; Metazoa; Arthropoda; Arachnida; Scorpiones; Buthidae
Exons: 4
Coding region: 128-640 (170 amino acids)
Source: RefSeq, a predicted model, not a curated record
GUCUCACCCGAUUUGCGUACUUUUAUUUUUAGUUAUUUUUUUGUCACUUUUAGGAAAAAAAUUGAUAAACGUUUCUAUUCAGUUGCAGUUUGCAAAGAAUGCAACAAAAUCUUUUAUUGAUCAACUAAUGGAAAAACUCUGGGAAAUUUGGCAAAUAUUUGAAGAAGUCAACGAUAAAUGGAAGGCGUUCUUACCUAUUAUUUACAGUUAUUACGUCUACGAAACUUGCUUUCUCAUAUAUAUCGCCUUCUUCGUACGUCUUGACAUAAUUUUUCGUGUGGCAUUCGCAAUAAUUGCAGUGAUAUUUUUAACUGGAGCAAUAACAGUGUCGUGGGCAUUAUCAAGUUUUACCUCGAUUAUAUACGACAGUUUUAUCAACAUAGGAAAGUAUAACCAUUCUAUCUUCUCGCCGAUAUACAGAUUUAAAAUCAUUUGUUUCAUGAAGAGAUUCGGAGGAAGACCUUUCGGGAUAUCGAUGUGGGGAUUUUUUUACCUCAAAAGAAAUUUCUUUAUAAGGGUGGUGAGUGGAUUGUAUUCGUUUUUCUCUACUCUAAUUGAAUUGACCGGUGUUCUACGAAAUAAAAGAUGCUCUGCUGAAAGCUCUUUAAACUAUACGUUUAAGAAUAAAACAAAUUAUUGA